Lycium ferocissimum is the source of this 1467-nucleotide messenger RNA. RefSeq lists its product as uncharacterized. The transcript has 6 exons. NCBI's taxonomy places the organism in Eukaryota, Viridiplantae, Streptophyta, Magnoliopsida, Solanales, Solanaceae. Bases 1 to 1467 code for a protein of 488 amino acids. The record is from RefSeq and is a predicted model, not a curated record.
AUGGAGCAUCUGUCAAGAACAGGUUCAGACCAUGCUCCACUCUUGCUUUCAGCAGGAGAGCAGGUUCAGCAGUUUCAGAAGCAUUUUAGAUUUUUGAAAUUCUGGUUGGAUCAUGAGUCAUUCAUGGAUGCAGUGGAUCAACAUUGGAGAACUGAGUUUAUAGGAGAUCCAUUCAUUAUAUUUAAGCUAAAAAUGAAGAGCUUAAAGGCUGCUUUGUCUAGGUGGAGUAAAGAAACAUUUGGAGACUUGUUCAAACAACUGAUAAUCAGAGAAGAUAUUGUGAAGAUCAAGGAGCAACUGUUUGAGGAAGAACCAUCAGAAGAGAAUAGAAUAGUGUUGCGAGAGGGCAUCCAAUGGCAUUUAGAUGGAGAUAGGAAUACAAGAUAUUUUCAUAGUAUUGUAAAAGGAAUAAGAAAGAGGUUGUUGCUUACAAGAAUACAAAAUGCAGAUGGUGAAUGGGUGGACAAUUUGGAUGAUAUUGCUACUGAAGCUAUUUCAUUCUAUCAAAAUCAAUUUUCUCAGGAAAGUGGUAGAGUUGACUCAAAUUUACUGGAUCACAUUCCUGAGAGAAUCUCAGAGGAUCAAAAUAACUUCUUGUGUUGGAAUAUAGUUGGUGCUGAUGUGUAUAAUGUGAUCAGUAGCUUUUAUGAGCGACAAACUUUACCAAAGUCAGUAACUCAGACAAACCUGGUCCUAUUGCCUAAGAAAGAAAUAAUCAACACUUUCUCGUACACUCGAGGCCAAUCACCUCAGCAAUUUCAUAAACAAGAUUAUUUCGUACUAUUACAUGAUAAGCUAGAGGUGAUUCUGCCAUCUCUAAUAUCUCCAAAUCAGUCUGGAUUUGUAAAGGGUAGAAAUAUUAUUGAAAAUGUGUUGCUUACUCAAGAAUUGGUGGCAGCUAUUAGAAAGAGAGGGAAACCUACUAAUGUCAUCAUUAAGCUAGAUAUGGAAAACGAUUAUGAUAGACUUUCUUGGAGGUUCCUUGUUCAAAUUCUCGUAAAAGAUGGGAUUUGCAGAAGAAGGGGUCAAACAGGAGAUCCUCUAUCUCCUCGCUUUUUUAUUCUAGCUGUUGAGGUGGCUAAUGAGCUGAAUCAGGAGGUACAGCAAAUAACAAGCUUCAACAAAGGUGACUUCCCAUUUACUUAUUUGGGAUGUCCUAUCUUUCAUGCUAGAAGGCAGAAGUUGUUCUAUAAAGAUAUGAUGAAGAAAGUGAAGGAUGUUGUUGUGUGCUUGGAGAGAUUCUUUUGGCAAACUAAGGAAGAAGGAAGAAGUAAGCACUGGUUAGCAUGGGAAAAUGUAUGUUAUCCUAAGAAUAAGGGAGGAUUAGGCUUCAGAUCUUUACAUGAUAUAUCCAAAGCAUUGUUUGCUAAACUUUGGUGGAGAUUCAGACAAGCAAACAUUAAUCGUGGUCCAAUUUCAUGUGGAACAAAUAUUGUAAAAGGUUUAGGCCAACCGUGGUUCAAGUGA